Messenger RNA from Pogona vitticeps (central bearded dragon), 3876 nucleotides. The record is from RefSeq and is a predicted model, not a curated record. NCBI's taxonomy places the organism in Eukaryota, Metazoa, Chordata, Lepidosauria, Squamata, Agamidae.
AUGUAAACAGUUCCUUUUAGCAGCUGCUGCUGGGUGAAGUCGGCGUUGUAGUAUCUCUGUGGGAUGCACAGAUUUUAAAUACAGAUUUUAAACUCAGAUUUUAAACCCCUUCUCAGUUCCUGGCAUUUUGCUGGAUUGUCCUCUCCUCUGCCGGCAACAGCAGCUGCUGCUUAUUCUGCAGCUUCAGAGGGCCAGGGGCUUCUCCCCACCAUCCAGUCAGAAGACAGACACUACGUUCAAGACCUAGAGACCAUGUCUGAAGGUUUUGUGCCCGCUUCUGCUAAAAGCAGCAAGAUCAAGAGGAGUAGCAUUGUUAUGAAUGUGACUGCAAAAGACCAAAGUGUGCCUAGGAAGUUAGUAUCCUCUACAACUUCUGCCACGAGACGCAUGAGUGUCUAUAGUACUAUGCAAGCAAGCAAGGUUGGAUCAUUAACUCGCCGUAGCAUCCUGAUAACCUCCGAGGCAAAAUCUGUGGAUAAGGGUUCUUUGGCAAGUUGUAAACCUCCUGUCCAGGUUUUCGAUGAGCUAGGAAGAGAUGUGACACCUCGUCCACUUUACCACCCAGAACCAAGUGCUGCAGUGCACAGACAAAGCAAAAUCUUAUCAGCCCAAGAUUUUGCUGGACUGACUCAGAAUGAAUUCCUAUCCUCAUUCUCUGCACAGCAAGCAUCUGGAGCCAGUAUUAGCCUGGCUGGCCCAUUCUCCAGGACUUAUGGUAGUAGCAGUAUUACAAAGUCAACCACUUCUUCUGAGUCAUUGACAGAAGAAAUUGUAGAACCUGGAUCCAGAAGAGAAACAAUUGCUAGUUUUACAGAUGUCCAGGUCAGGUGGGAGGAAGUGCCAGAGCAGCUGACCAAACAAGACCUAGAAAAGCGUGUGGAUGUUUUCCUCACAGAGACAGAAACCAUUUGGUUAUUCGACAUGCCAACUGUCAUGGUUUCUACAGAGUCUGAGGAAGUUGACAGCGUGAGGAAAAAUAAUGCAAUUUAUAUGGAACUCUGUAAAAACAGAGUGGGCAAUGAUCGCUAUACCAACAGAAUGAUGCAAACACUUAACGGAGCCCCGAAGGCAAAAGAAGUACAAUGUGACAAAAUUAUCAUGGCUGACAAAGAAAUGAUGGCUACUACUUGGGAUUUAUAUGAUUCUUUUCAAGCUUUGGAAGUAGCACUGCAGGAAACAAUGAGCCGACCACAAAGUUUGACAGGUAGUAAGUCAACCACAAUCAAAGAGCAUGACAGCAGAAACAUAUCUAUGGCUUCUGUGGACAAAGAUAGCAGAACGUCAAGUUCCAUCAUUGAUCUUGAAAGUGUAAUUCUCUCCCAAAUCCAAGAAGAAAUAGAAGAUCACUCAGAAGCCAUACUGAAGUCUGAAAAAUUUCAUCAAGACUUGUUUUACAUGGAGAGGAUCUUAAUGGAGAAUAUUUUCCAGCCAAAACUUGCAGUUUAUCGACAGCUUCCUGUCCUCUUAGAGCAAGGUGUCAAAUCUGAACGAAGUGAAUCUGUGUCUGAGGUGGAAUCAGAAAAGGAGGAAGAAGCAGAGGCAGAGGAGGAAGAAGCAGAGGAUGUGCUAUCUGUCAGGUCAUCUCUCUUGCUAGAACUUGGUGAAGGGCAAAAGGACAUACCGCCGCCCUUUAUGGAAGCCCUGUGGUCCUAUGGAUGUGAUUUGACUAGAGGCAACAAUGUCAGCUGUAUGGCUUGGAACAGGCUGAACCCUGAUCUUUUGGCUGUUGGCUAUGGGCAGUUUCGCUUUAAAGAGCAGAAGAAAGGCUUGGCUUGCUGCUGGUCAUUGAAGAACCCUCUGUGGCCAGAGCGUGUUUAUCAAUGUGCUCAUGGGGUAACGGCGCUGGAUUUCUCUGUCGCCAAUCCAAACCUCCUAGCAGUCGGACUGUUCAAUGGGACUAUUGAGAUCUACAAUGUUCAGACUCAUAAUACAACUUCUGUUUUAGAUAGCAGUGAAUCUCAUGAUAAACACUUAGGUCCCGUCUGGCAGUUGAAGUGGGUAGAGCAAGACAGGGGGACACCCGGAGAAGACAAAGGGGAGAUCCUAGUCUCCACAUCAGCAGAUGGAAGAGUAACUAAAUGGUUUGUUCAAAAAGGAUUAAGCUGCACUGACUUGAUGAAAUUAAAGCGAACAACAGGUGAAAAGAAAAAAGGAAUGGAAAAGAAAAGUGAAGCCUUAAUAUCACGACAAGCUCCAGGGCUAGCCUUCGAUUUUCAUCCAAAGGACACUAAUAUAUAUAUGGUUGGAACAGAAGAAGGCUACAUUCAUAAAUGCUCUUGUUCUUACAAUGAACAAUACCUGGAGACCUACAGAGGACACAAAGGUCCUGUAUACAAGAUAGCAUGGAAUCCAUUCAGUACAGAAGUGUUUCUAAGUUGUUCUGCAGACUGGAGUAUUAUAUUAUGGCGCCAUGAUUCUACCCACCCUGUCUUGACAUUCACUUCCACAACUAAUGUUAUUUAUGACAUAAUGUGGUCUCCCAGUUCAGCAUAUGUGUUUGCAGCUGCAAAUGAAACUAGAAUUGAAAUCUGGGAUCUUAGUGUCAGCACGCUGGACCCCUUGAUUGUGAACCCUGCCACUGGAAAUGUGAAAUUCACAACCGUACUUUUUGCUAAAAAUGCAGACUGUAUUCUGAUUGGGGACAGUGAUGGGUUAGUCACUGUGUAUGCACUAAGAAAUAUGAUUGCAUCAGACAGAAAAAAGGUGGACAUUUUGCAUGAUAUGAUUGGCUCUAAUUUAGCCUUUCCGGUAUAGCUCUUUACAGCAAUAUGGAGUGAAGACAGGAAGUGAUAUCUGACACCUGAUAUUUAAUUGUGCAAUGCUGAAAAAAGUUAUGCUCCUGUAAUUUUACACAGAGGGAUUUUGCCCACUGUGUGUUAUGUGCUAUCAAGUUACAUUCAACUUAUGGUGAUCCUAAUAUGGUUUUCAAGGUAUGUGAGGUUUUUAAAGAGUGGAUUUAUAAGUGCCCCCCACCCCACCCUGAAUUCACAGAACGUAAUGAACUGGUAAACUGAUGAUUAAAACUUACUGAGCUGGAUUGCUUCUAACAAACCAGUGUCCAGAAAGAAUACUUCCUUGUACAGAUUACUGGGUUGGACUACGUGCAUGGCAUGUGAAUGUUGUUCCUAAGGGUUUUUUUUUUUAAACAAAAGCCAUGGUAAGUAGCUGUAAUCUGGAACCACAUUUCACAGCAGAAUGAGAAAAUAUAAGAGGAAGGUAAUACAUGUUUACCUAAAGGAUGCUUUUUCUAACAAAACUAUCUUCUCUGAACUGCCUUUUUUUCUGGUGGUGGGAAAGACAGAGGAACUCUGAUCAUUGUCUACGCUGGGCAAAAAGCAGCUUGGAUUCAAUGUGUGUGAUUCUGAUGCACUAAAAGGUUCACAAUAAAGAUUCUCCCGUCUGCAGCUUCCUUCAUCUGGUUUGAAACAAACGAACAAACAUCAAGAUACAAUGUUCAAAACAAAGCAUGCCAUCAGACUGUUGUGCUCCCAGAUUCUCAGCUUAGCAGCCAUUUGUAUGACUUUGCUGCUGAACUAUUUCACUACUCCUGAUGCAGGGGAGCUUUUUGGUUCACAUCACUCCACUGCAGACAGCAAAGCAAUGGGACAGGGGAGGCUGUCUCAAGAUGGCACCUUAGAGUUUCAAAGGUCAAAACAACUAAAGGAAAAAUGGGUGCCACCUUGUGUGACAGCUGCUUGCUAUCAUAAGGAUGAAGGGAACAGGAAGCCAUUAGUUGUAAGAUAGCCCCAAACUUGGGAUGCUUCUCCUAGUUUGCAAGGAAGAGGCUGUCUUAACUGAGUCAAAACCACAGAAGGACAGUGCAUAAGGAGAAAGAGGUACUGACAUGAAAGGUUGUUUUCCUUAUCACAGUUUCAA